Drosophila santomea is the source of this 1054-nucleotide messenger RNA. RefSeq names its product protein suppressor of variegation 3-7. Gene Ontology annotation, molecular function: DNA binding. The transcript has 2 exons. The record is from RefSeq and is a predicted model, not a curated record. Bases 34 to 951 code for a protein of 305 amino acids. NCBI's taxonomy places the organism in Eukaryota, Metazoa, Arthropoda, Insecta, Diptera, Drosophilidae.
AAACCAACUAUAAACAACUUUUAAAAGACGGAAAUGAGCUUCUCGGAAAACACCUCCGAUUCAGAAUGGAAGGCGAGCAAGGAGAAAGUACAACGGACGGCUAAGCAAUCAUUAAAGCGGGACAAGGAGCAGAGAACUCUGAAGCCCAAAUACAACCAGAAAUUCUGCGAAAAGUGGCUUAAGAUUUUCGAUCCGUGGCUCCGACGGGCGGCCGAGGAUCCCAACAAGCCCUUCUGCCGCGCUUGCCAGUGCACCAUGGACUGCAAUCGAUGCCACCUGGUGCGUCACGAGCGAACCACCAAGCACAAGCGCAAUCUGGAGGCUCUGCUCACGAAGGGCGAAGGCGCGGCGCUCCAGGAGUUCCGGAUUCGCCAGCAGCGUAGCAAGUACUAUCACCAGCGUAAAUUGGUGGUGAUCGAGCCCAUGGCUGAGAACCUCGAGUUGGAGACGUCUUCUCCUCCAGAACCUAUCCCCAUUGUGGCCGUUGCAGAUCAAAGCUGCUCUUCUGCAGCCAUAGAGAAGGUUACAGUACCCAAACAGGAGCUCUUGACAGAGACAGAGACCACAACAAAGGUGACCGAACCCUCGUCAAGUCAUGCCAAUCGCAGUGACUGCUCCUCUUCCGCCUCUAAGCAGGAGGGCAUCAAGUUAUUAAUGCAGAUCCACCAGGACAAAAACGAGCUCAUGGAAUCCUUUCGCGAGCUCAUGGGAAGCCAGAGAACACAAAGUCACACACCGCCGCCCAAGGAGAAGAAUCAUGUGGAUCUGUUUUUCGAAAGCGUUAGUUCCAGCGUGAAAGCCCUCUCGCCAAAGUUGGUGGCGGAAGCCAAGAUGCGGGUAUCACAGUUGAUCUGUGAACUCGAGCUACGCGGCCUCAGUGAAGCCAGUCAAACGGACGCACUGAAUCCAAACCCUCACGCUAAUGAAUCCCUCGUACUCCGCCCGUCAUGACAAGGGAUUGCCCAUCAGCCAGGGCUUAGAGGCUUACAAUAGUCAAGUGCAUAUAUUAAUUUUCAAUUUUAAAAUAAAUUAUAUUGAUUUUUAUACGAACAAU